This is a messenger RNA of Lathyrus sativus (Indian pea), 252 nucleotides long. Lineage: Eukaryota; Viridiplantae; Streptophyta; Magnoliopsida; Fabales; Fabaceae. The record is from the annotation of a GenBank genome assembly.
AUGGAAAAAUAUUUUAAAAGAAAAUCAACAUUGGAGUCUCAACAAGUUAAUGAAGUGGAAAAUGCAUUUGCACAACAAGUAGGACCAUCUUUGAAAAAAAGAUUUUUAGAUGUUGAUUUAGAUAAUCUUCCUGUUGAUCCUGGAGAAAGGAAUCAAAUGGCAUGUUAUCACCCAAAUGAUCGAGAUGAAAUCCGAAGAGCUUAUUUACAAAAAGGGCCUUGUCAACCAAAGGACCAUAAUUUUCCACAAUGA